Messenger RNA from Dipodomys ordii (Ord's kangaroo rat), 1995 nucleotides. RefSeq names its product peptidyl arginine deiminase, type III (gene Padi3). The transcript has 16 exons. Bases 1 to 1995 code for a protein of 664 amino acids. NCBI's taxonomy places the organism in Eukaryota, Metazoa, Chordata, Mammalia, Rodentia, Heteromyidae. Gene Ontology annotation, cellular component: cytoplasm. The record is from RefSeq and is a predicted model, not a curated record. Gene Ontology annotation, molecular function: calcium ion binding; protein-arginine deiminase activity.
AUGUCUCUGCAGAGGAUGGUGCGUGUGUCCCUGGAGCACCCCACCAGCGCCGUGUGUGUGGCUGGUGUGGAGACCAUCGUGGACAUUUACGGGUCUGUCCCCGAGGGCACAGAGAUGUUCGAGGUGUACGGGACCCCGGGCGUGGACAUUUACAUCUCCCCCAGCCUGGAGAGCAGGCGGGAGCGCGCCCACAACCGGCGGUGGCAUUUCAACCAGGGGCUGGAGAUCAUCGUCCUCAUGAACUCCCCGAGCAACGAGCUCAAUGACAGUCACGUACAGAUCUCCUACCAUGCCAGCCAUGAGUCUAUGCCCCUGGCCUAUGCUGUGCUGUACCUCACCUGUGUUGACAUCGCCCUGGACUGCGACCUCAGCUGCGAGGACCGGCAGGACCGGAACUUCAUGGACAAGCGGCAGUGGGUCUGGGGUCCGGAGGGCCAUGGCGCCGUCCUGCUGGUGAACUGUGAUCGGGACAACAUGGAUGGCAAUGGUCCGGAUAACUGGGAUGAGCACGUGAACUGCCUGCAAGACCUGGAAGACAUGUCCAUCAUGGUCCUGCGGACUCAGGGCCCUGCUGCCCUCUUUGACGACCACAGACUUGUCCUCCAUACCUCCAGCUUCGAUGCCGAGCGGGCCCGGGUCUUCCACAUGUGCGGACCGGAAGACUCAUGUGAGGCCUACAGGUGUGUGCUGGGCCAGGACAAGGUGUCCUACGAGGUCCCGCGCCUCAGUGGAGAGGAGGAACGCUUCUUUGUGGAGGGCCUCUCCUUCCCCGACGCUGGCUUCCCAGGCCUUGUCUCCUUCCAUGUCACCCUGCUGGAUGACUCCAAUGAGUAUUUCUCCGAGUCGCCGAUCUUCACGGACACCGUGGUGUUCCGAGUGGCGCCCUGGAUCAUGACGCCCAGCACCCAGCCGCCCCUGGAGGUGUAUGUGUGCAGUGUGAGGAACAAUAGGGGCUUCGUGGAAGCGGUGGCAGAGCUGGCCAGGAUGGCUGGCUGCAAGCUGACCAUCUGCCCGCAGGCUGAAAACCGCAACGACCGCUGGAUCCAGGAUGAGAUGGAGCUGGGCUACAUUCAGGCGCCACAUAAGACCUUGCCGGUGGUGUUUGAUUCCCCCAGGAACGGGGAGCUGCAGAACUUCCCUUACAAAAGAAUCCUGGGCUUGGAUUUUGGCUACGUGACUCGGGAGCCACGAGACAGGUCUGUGAGCGGCCUUGAUUCCUUCGGGAACCUGGAGGUCAGCCCCCCAGUGGUGGCCAACGGGAGAGAGUACCCUCUGGGGAGGAUCCUCAUCGGGGGUAACCUGCCGGGGUCGAGAGGGCGCAGGGUCACCCAGGUGGUGAGGGACUUCCUCCACGCCCAGAAAGUACAGCCCUUGGUGGAGCUCUUUGUAGACUGGCUGUCCGUGGGCCAUGUAGAUGAGUUUCUGAGCUUCGUCCCCGCUCCAGAUGGCAAGGGCUUCCGGUUGCUCCUGGCCAGCCCUGGUGCCUGCUUCCGGCUCUUCCAAGAAAAACAGAAGUGGGGCCAUGGCCGGGCCCUCCUGUUCGAGGGGAUCGUCGGAGAAAGGCGGAUCCAGACCAUCUCCAUCAACCAGAUCCUGUCGAAUGAGAACCUCAUCAGCUUUAACAAGUUUGUGCAGAGCUGCAUUGACUGGAAUCGCGAGGUGCUGAAGCGAGAGCUGGGCCUGGCGGACCGCGACAUCAUCGACAUCCCGCAGCUCUUCAAAAUGGAGAAGAGGAAGGCCGUGGCCUUCUUCCCAGACCUGGUGAACAUGCUGGUACUGGGGAAGCACCUGGGCAUCCCCAAGCCCUUCGGGCCCCUCAUCAAUGGCCGCUGCUGCCUGGAGGAGAAGGUGCGCUCGCUGCUGGAGCCGCUGGGCCUGCACUGCGUCUUCAUCGACGACUUCGCCCCGUACCACAUGCUGCAUGGGGAGGUGCACUGCGGCACCAACGUGCGCCGCCAGCCCUUUAGCUUCAAGUGGUGGCACAUGCUGCCCUGA